UAGGAUAAGGAUGUUGAUGACAUUCGCAUUAUGUUGAACAAGAUAGACGAAGAGAAAGCAUUAAAGACGCUCAAGAAGCCUUUCAAAUUGCAAAGUUGCAGAAGAGACAUCUUCACAAAGAAAGAGCCAAUCGACCGGAUGGGCAUGAUAGCUCCGGUGAACACAGGCACGUAUCGUGGACCGCGAGGGUCUGCAUAUCGCAAGUACAACGUUCAUGAAAGUCCCAUCGUUGAGAAUGGCUUAUUUGACGAUCCUCAUAAAGAAGAAUUGGAUUGGAUAUUGGAUAAGCAUGAUACCAGCUACAAGCCGAAUUGUUUUGAUACUUUGCCACCGUACGCCACACAAUUAGCUCGUAGUACGUAUGGCGAGCCAUCUCCCUCUACAAGGCUUGGAAGAAAACGACCUUUACCCGUUGUACCUCUUCCGAAGGUGCAGAAGAAGAUGAAGCCAGAUUCAGGAACGAGCGGGAGUGGAAUGGUUUCGAAGACUUUGGCUCUGAGCAGCAGGGUUUCGAAUAGUAAGGCUUCUGGUAGCAUUCAGCCUUCGAGCAGCUUCCAAUCCUCCAGCAGUUCCAGACCUUCGAGCAGUGUGCCUUCCAUUAGCUUCCAAGCUUCCAGCAGCUCCCGAGCUCCUAGCAGUACACCCUUUGAGGAGUAUGACAAGGAGGAUUUCGAUGACUUUGAGCAAUUUGACUUCGGCAGGUAUGGCUUCUACUGAUCUUGAUCUGACAACCAUGCAGGCAAAUCUUCCGCGGCCGGAAGGGUGAUCAUAUCCGUAUCAAACGCUUCGAUAAAUCGUUCAUGCGAAGAUCUUGCCUUGUUCCCGGCAAAACUACGAUAUUCCAAUCGGAUACUUGCAAAGUUGUACCUCUGUAAUCUACGCAAGCAAGCAGUAACAAUGCCAGUCUCACUAACUCCAUUCAUAUCGCACACAAGACAAGGUAAAUUUGACUUGUUCAAUAAUAACUCUAGCGAUUCUUUCGCGAUUCGUUCCAAAGACAUCAUAUCGGCGGCCGAAUGUACUUGUACGCCAUUUGUACUUCUUUCCCUUGUACCUGACUCUCCGUCCUU
Meira miltonrushii is the source of this 1070-nucleotide messenger RNA. RefSeq lists its product as uncharacterized. The transcript has a single exon. The coding region runs from base 31 to 717 and encodes 228 amino acids. NCBI's taxonomy places the organism in Eukaryota, Fungi, Basidiomycota, Exobasidiomycetes, Exobasidiales, Brachybasidiaceae. The record is from RefSeq and is a predicted model, not a curated record.